AUGUCGAGAAGAUCCGGGAAAAACGCCAACGAAGGUUCCACUUCCUCCAAUUCGACCAACACAAGCACGAUUCGAUGUAAAGUGCACAAUGCCCCUUGUAUGAUGAAUACAUCUCGCACUAGCUUGAAUCCUGGAAGAAUGUUCUACUCUUGUCCAUAUUGGAAGGAUCACAAAAAGAGUUGCCAUUUUUUUCGGAUGGGUUGA
Linum trigynum is the source of this 204-nucleotide messenger RNA. NCBI's taxonomy places the organism in Eukaryota, Viridiplantae, Streptophyta, Magnoliopsida, Malpighiales, Linaceae. The record is from the annotation of a GenBank genome assembly.